This is a messenger RNA of Rangifer tarandus platyrhynchus (Svalbard reindeer), 1083 nucleotides long. The record is from the annotation of a GenBank genome assembly. NCBI's taxonomy places the organism in Eukaryota, Metazoa, Chordata, Mammalia, Artiodactyla, Cervidae.
AUGGAGAAUCAGAACCAGUGCCGCUGGAAGGAAACCGCCUUCCUCCGGUUCGCCUUGCAGGCUCAGGGCACGGCCUGCUGUCCAGUGGCCACGGUCUCGGGCGCAGACGGGGGAGGGCAGCUGCAGUCAGAGCCUGCUGUUGGCCGCCCGGCGGCUCCGCUGGAAUGGAAACGGUGCCCGCAACGCACAUCCCUGCUGGACAGCAAGCAGCUUCUGGGACGAGUCUGGCAGUGCCUCCCGCUGCACUGGGUCAGCGUGUCUCCCACCCAGGGCAGUGACCCCACACGCUGUGUGUCAGAGCUCCCGGCGUUCCAGGAAUCCCCACAAGAAACGUGCAGCAGCUGCUUGGAGAGCAGGCAGACGCUGUCUCAGAUGGGAGCCCCAGCCCAGCCUCGCCCUCUGCCAACAGCCCGCCCGCCCCCGGAGGCGCCAGACGCGCCCAAGCUCAGCCCCACCGCCGACGGCUCUGAAGGGGAAGACGGCGCGGUUUUGCACUUUCUCACCCAGCGAGGCUGUGAGACACCGCCCGGCCUGGAGCAGAAGGGCUUCAGAAAUCCAGAGACGGGCUCGGGAGGGGAAGAUCAGGACUUUGGGAGCUGGUGGCCUCACGGCUCUGAUGAGAUGUUUUCCAUCGUCUCGUUUCCUUUUUAUCACGUCCCUUCUGUUUACAACAUCGACGAGUGUCCUUGGCGGUAUGUGCGUGUCAGGGACGGAGCCUUCAGCUGCCUGGUCUGCAUGACUCUCCCCGGCACACCCCCGGCAGAGCAGGUCCGGCGACGGAGCCCCGGGAGCAGCCCCAUCCCCAACCGUCGGACGCUUCGUGUCCACCCCUGCCCACGGCCAGGCUCCAGGUCUCUGCUCCUCUGGGACCCCAUGUGUCUGCAGGCGGUGCCCCCCGACACCACCCAUCAGAGCACAGUGGUCAACGAGUCUCCCAGCUGCCCCAUGAACCUGGUCGCCAAGCCAACGCCCCCUGCCGCCCUCGUGUGGCCCUUUCAUCUCAAACUACAGAGCACAUGGGCGGCUGAAAACGCAGCAGCCAGCUGCCCCCAGAGAGCCUGUCUUCUCUCACGGAGACCCUGA